Molecule: messenger RNA, 3324 nt
Organism: Oldenlandia corymbosa var. corymbosa
Lineage: Eukaryota; Viridiplantae; Streptophyta; Magnoliopsida; Gentianales; Rubiaceae
Source: the annotation of a GenBank genome assembly
AUGCCGAAACGCCGUCGCCGCGAUGAUGGUUCUCACGACGGCGCAGCAACAGCUGUGGAAGAAGAGUAUUCCACCCUGUUCAUCGAUACCAGCCUCGGAACCCAUAUGGCCACCGUCAUCCCCGACUCCGCCAUUGUCUCCGAUGUUAAAAAGAAGAUUGUGCUAGAGCACUCACAAUUAUUUCCACGGUUUGGAGAUAUACAAGUGAUUUCUUUACAGGUACAACGCCAAGGUCAUUUCUACCAUCUACCAGAUUCAAUACCUGUAGCUAGUGCAUAUGUGAGAUCCAAACUGCACAAGUCACUUUUUGUCGAAGCUUCAAGUUCUGAGCAUGAUUAUUUUGACCCUGAGGUUAAGUGGGGAGUUCUCUUGGAAGCCUCUGAUCACAAGACCGUUGGCAUCGAAACGUCGGCAGAUCGUGUUGUUCAAGGUGGUUCAUGUGUCGAGGCUAUUGCCACUAAAAGCCACUUGUUAUUACCUAGUGAAGAAGCAACCGGGGACCCAAUUGCUGAACUUGGAAAUGCAAUGACAUUAGCAAUAUCACAUCAAUCCACUGAUACGGGAUUCCUUAGGUCACCGGUUGUUACAGAUUCCCAUAAAAAAAGUAAGGUUGUAGCGGACGCAAUCGAUGAGGUUGUUCACUUUGGAGGUUUGGAAUCUGUAGCUAAUGAGUCCGAUAAGGAUGUUGUGCCACCUGGAAGCUGUAAAGUAACUGAUCCCAUUCAGGCGGCGGAAACUAAUAAAACAUCAACCGUUGGCAGUAAAGUUUUGGAGACUAACAAUUCAAGAGUAACUGUUGGCACUAUGAAGAAGAUUAGGGCCAAAGAUAAAGUUUCUGGGGUGCAGAUUAACUCCAUUGGGGGACAAAGUGAAACUAUCGGUGCAAAUCCUACAUUGCUUGUCCCAGACUCAGUUACCAAGGACAUUGUUGUCGACAACACCAGUAAGGAGAAAGCAGAUGUUGAAGUGGAGAAUGGCCUCAAGGAUAACCUGUCUAAACAUUUGAAUCCUGCAGGUAACCAAGAAAGGGUUCCAAGUGAGGCUCCAGUUGAAACUGUUCAGUCUGUUGGCAUGAAGAGGAAGAGAGGGAAGACGAAGGAAUCUGCUGCUAAAGUAGGUGGAGACAAAUCGAAAAAGAAGAACAAACUAAUUGCUGUCCCUGUUAGCGGUGCUUCUCCAGUCCUGCAAGACGUGACUUCCCAAAAUCAGAUGACAGAUGACAAUAUUAAGAGCAGAAGUGAUCUGCAUUUUCUACAAACUGGUCAGGCAGAUAACAUUUCUAUAGAAAACGGAGGGUCUUUGGAACUAGGAAGCAAAGUGAUAGUUUCCACGGCAGUAUCUGAAUCAUUAGGUUUGGGUGACAAAAAUCUUGAAGAGAACAAUUCUGAUGCUGCAAUUGUGACAUCUGGUGCCAAAGAUAUGAAAUCUAGUAGUAAAUCCAAGAAACAAAAGUCAAAGAAGUCCUCGAGAGUUGAUCAGGAUUCUGGUUUCCUGGAGCAAAUGGACAAUGAGAAUGGGCUUCUUAGUGUUACAAAUACGCCGGCCAAGCCAGUAGUAGAUGAAGGCUUGAAAGCAACUUUUGAAUCAGUUGAUGUCUCUGCAUCAAUUGCUCACCUAGAAAGCGAGAAAGUUGUUAAGAGUCAGGAGAAUAUUUUGCCACCCUCCAAAAUGUAUGGGAAAGAGGGGAAACCUGCUGCUGCCAAGGAUAAAAGUAUAGUUGGAAACAACUCAGAUACUACGAUUGGUACCAAAGAUUUGAAUACUGGUAGUCAACUGAAGAAAAAGAAGAUAAAGAAGUCUAGAAGAGUUGAUCAGGUUUCUGGUUCCCGGGAGCAAACUAACAAUGAGAUUGGCCUUCUUAGUGUGACAGAUAUGGCUCCCAAGCUGGUAGUAGAUGAAGGCAUGAAAGCAACGUCAGAAUUUGUGGAUGUCUCUGCAUCUGUUACACAGCUAGAAAAAGAGAAAGUCGUUCAUGUCCAGGAAGUGAUUUUGCCACCCCAAGAAAUGUACGUAAAUCAGGAGAAAACUGCAGCCAGGGAUGAAAAUUUGAGAGAAGUUGUAGAAAUGACUCAAAAUAGAGAUGAUGACGAUAUUGGAGUUUCCAACGGAAAGCUGGUCACAGCAAAACCUACAGAUGUUCAAGAUCAAGGGCUGGAUCAAUCUGGCAGCAUCAUUAAUAGGAAGGAGAAAUUGAAAAGGAAGAAGGAUAAAAUUCCACAUAAGAAAGCGCAGAACAUCGGUGUUGAAAACUCAACAUUAAAACCUCAUUUUGAAAAUGAAAAGGGUACAGGGAUGGAGUUGGGUUCUGCAAGACCUGAGGUUGUAUCCAAGGAAAGACUUGAAACAGAGAUUAAUGCUGAGGGUAACUUGGGAACUGCAGAAGGUGCUUAUGAAGGGAUCGACUUCAGGCAUUAUUUUAUGUCUGGAGAAUCCCGGGAUGAAGUUGGUUCUUCACGAGUCAAGGCGAAAGAAGCAUCGGAGUCUAUAAAACCAAAGAAAAAGAAAGAAAAUCAUAAUGCUAGCAAAACUGAGAGCAUUCUGAAGUUGCCCGAAACCCAUGUAAAAGGAAAAUCAUCAGACGGCACAAACGGCAAUGACAAAAAACUUGAAGAAGCAUCUGUUGAUGAGCAGAACAACAAAAAGUUGCCUUCUGUGAAGAAGAUUCGGAAAGAUUCUCAAGAUGGAGUCAAAGCUCGAACUAGGCAAGGUGAUGUUGCAGGCAAUAAACCCCUUGAAACGGCCACGAAGGAAGCUAUCACGAACCGCUCUAGGGGUAGUACUAGAGCCCUUCGGUUUGAAGAUAAAAAUGGCUCUCAACAUGCUGCAGAAGUCGUUCAGAAUAAUAGCAAUGCAAGGCAACAAUCUAGGUUUAAUCUCAAUGCUAUGUCUACUAAAAAAGGUUCCAGUGGUGGGAAUCUUCUGAAGAGGAGAGCUGGUCAAGAGAAGAAUUUGUUGACUGCAGAACGGAAACUCUUUACUAGCAGUACCGAAAGAAGUUCUGGUGAUGAAAACUGGAAGCUAAAUUCUGAUGCGAGUACCCAAUCCCCUUCGGAAAAUUCUUCUUCAUCAGGUUCCUCAUCCUCAACUGCGGAGAGUGGUUCGAGUCAGGAUUCAAAAUUAAAUGCAGGAUCUGAUAAUGCAAAGACUAAAGACAACGGUGGUAAAAAGUUUCCAGGCACGCAAGAGGACAUGAGCAUAGAAAUGUUGCUCAAAAGCUCGAGCCGGUUCAAGAAGGCAAAGCUUUCGGCAUCUCAAUCUCAAGAUAUUGAUGCUGAAAAUUGGACGGAUGAAUUUGUUCCAGAUAGUCAAGCAACGGCGUUAUAG